Carassius auratus (goldfish) is the source of this 1134-nucleotide messenger RNA. RefSeq names its product pro-neuregulin-4, membrane-bound isoform-like. The transcript is spliced from 5 exons. The record is from RefSeq and is a predicted model, not a curated record. Gene Ontology annotation, biological process: positive regulation of cell population proliferation; positive regulation of mitotic nuclear division; epidermal growth factor receptor signaling pathway. Bases 245 to 577 code for a protein of 110 amino acids. Gene Ontology annotation, molecular function: growth factor activity; epidermal growth factor receptor binding. Lineage: Eukaryota; Metazoa; Chordata; Actinopteri; Cypriniformes; Cyprinidae.
ACAUUUAUCUCAGAAGUUAUUUGAGGAAGACAAGGUGACUCACUUUACCUGGACGGUAAGUCUUCACUGAUACUUCCCUGAAACAGGGCUGUCUUAGGAUUUCAUGUACAUCUCCGCAAACUUUCUAAAACUGAAGCCUUUGAAAAGUGUAUGAAGUCAAGCAAUAAACCAGUAAACAGGUGUUCAUCGAGUGACUGCUGUCAGUUAAAAUUUCCAUUACGAGAAGAUCUAUUCAGUGUUUCCCAUGAUGGCAGAACACGGUCAACCUUGCAAUGCGUCAGAAGCCAGCUUUUGCAUGAAUGGAGGAAAAUGCUUUAAAAUAGACUCUGUGUAUACUCUCAAAUGUGUCUGCAAUGCAAACUUUGAGGGCAGCAGAUGUGAGCACUUCCAGCUGAUCAGUUUCUCACGGGACAGUGAGGAGCAGGGCAUGAUCGCCGCUGUGGUCAUCUUCGCCCUCCUCAUCCUAGUGCUGCUCGGUGUGGUCAUCUACUACAUCUGCAAAAUAAAGAGAAAGGGCCAGAGUCAACCAAAAUCUGAGGAGUACCAGGCAGGCAAAUCCAGUAGUGAGCCGGUGUGACUCCACGUUUGAAACUCAGAUGCAUGUGAACUCACAUUGGUUGCUAAAAGAGGCUUUGAUGUCGUGGAGGACCCCAUCAUGACAGAGGAACAUCUUUACCUUGUAACAUCGCCCCCUUGUGAAAGUCUUGGGCUCGAUGUGAAAAUGUGCCAGUUGCACAAUAGCUCAAAGUGCCAGCUACUCUCAAAAUAUCUUUCUUAAUGUUCGUAGAUUUUGUAAAUAGAUCUGUCAAUUAAAACAUAUUAAGUUAAAUAUGUUCAAAGGAUGCAGAUUCCAUACAAGCAAAAUGUUACCGUAUCAGAUGUUCAAUGGAAAGCAAUACAUUUCAAAACGAGCAUCCUUGGAUUGUUUUUAAUUUUAAUUAGAUAUAGAAGUCUUAAUACUAUAUAUUAUAAUUGUCACAUGUGCUGUGUACAUACAUUUUUUUUCAGUGUGCUGUUUUUGUUUUUGGCUGAAACUUUGAUUAUACACUAUAUAUAUCCUUCAAUUCUACUGGAUUAUACUGAAAUCUCUUCAUAAUGUUAAAAUGUUUUACCAUUAAAUGUAUGUAACAACAA